AUGUCAAUCGUCGGGACCGGUUGUCUGUCUUAUUUCUUCUCACGUCAUUCUCGGGGGCCAUUGAAAGCCGCAUCUUUAGCCAUGGCCUUAUUCUUCCAUACCCUAAGGCUUAGUGACUGCGUUCAACCUGUCUAUAGCAUUCAGAAAUUCUUACAGAAAAGAUUUUCUUCCUCCAAACGAUGGCAAGCUCGCCAAUUGAAGGAUCAUUAUACGCGGGAAGCAGCGGUUCAAGGGCUCAAGAGCCGGGCGGCAUUCAAGCUUCUACAGAUAGAUGAAAAAUACCGGGUCUUCAAGAGUGGUCAAACUGUUGUUGAUCUAGGUUACGCCCCAGGAUCAUGGUCCCAGGUACGCGCGACAUCCUCUGUAGCGUUGACGCGAACUCGGCCCGCUGGCAGGGUCCUUGGUGUGGAUAUAAUCCCGAGCCAACCGCCAAAAGGUGUGUCUACUAUCCAAGGCAAUUUCUUGGAUCCCGAGGUUCAGGCGUACGUCCGAGACUUUGUACGCAAUCCUCGAAGGGGCAGACCAUACUCUCAAGGAGCUCUCCAGAAAGUCGAGGACCAUGAUCGUAUGGUAGAGUCUGUCCUCGAGGCGAGCUGCACCGGUGGUGACUUGGGAGAGGAUUACAACGGCGCUGUGGAUGCCCAAAGAACGGUAGAUGUAGUACUAAGUGAUAUGUCCGCCCCCUGGCUUCAAACAACCGGAUUCUGGAAGAGAAGUCUAAGUAAUCCUUACCGCAGGAUGAUGAAUACCAGCGGUGUACCUUUUAAAGAUCAUGCUGGUAGUAUGGACCUUUGCCGUGCUGCUCUGGAGUUCAGCUUUGAAGUUCUCAGGGCUGGUGGGCACUUUGUCUGCAAGUUUUAUCAGGGCGCGGAAGAUAAAAUCCUGGAGAAGCAGCUGAAAGUAUUGUUUGGAAAGGUGCAUAGGCUCAAGCCAGAAUCAUCACGCAGUGUAUGGAUUUGCUUGCUAACCAGUGGGCAAUAUGUGGUGGUUUGA
Molecule: messenger RNA, 993 nt
Organism: Aspergillus nidulans FGSC A4
Lineage: Eukaryota; Fungi; Ascomycota; Eurotiomycetes; Eurotiales; Aspergillaceae
Exons: 5
Coding region: 1-993 (330 amino acids)
Biological process (GO): rRNA methylation
Cellular component (GO): mitochondrion; cytoplasm
Molecular function (GO): rRNA (uridine-2'-O-ribose)-methyltransferase activity; methyltransferase activity
Source: RefSeq, a predicted model, not a curated record